AACACGGUUUUAGAGUUGGCAACCCCGGACCGCGACGCGACGCCAUCUUUUAUUUAUUCUAUCGUGGUGCGCGUCCUUCUGUGAGUUAGCUGACGGAAAUAUGGUUCAGGGUUGUUUUUGCCCAUGCCCCAUCAUCUGCCGCGAUCCUGGACAAGUUGGCGAUCAACAACAGGAUCCGGCCUGCGUGCAAUGGCCAGUGAAGUCUAUCCCAGUGCCUGUAUUAUUAUCAAGUCAUCACGCUGUCGUCGUCGGACUCGUCGGUUACAAAUGACGCGGCAGAUCUCUCUUAAGCUUAGAAAGAUGGUUGUGGCGCAGUGCUCUGCUACUUCGUGCCACAGGCCAUUCUCCAACUGCAGAUCUACGUGUCAGCGCGACAGUGCACUCACUCACCUUGUUUGGCCCGGUGGAAUUUGGUAUGUCACUUGAGGCGAGGAGGACUUGAGAAGGUGCGUCUGCGAACGGCCUUAGUGACGCCUCUUCAGCGCGACGGGUGGUCUCCUCAAAUAUGAGAAGGAGCUCGGGUCCUGCGGGCUCUUAACC
Molecule: messenger RNA, 540 nt
Organism: Leguminivora glycinivorella
Lineage: Eukaryota; Metazoa; Arthropoda; Insecta; Lepidoptera; Tortricidae
Exons: 4
Coding region: 124-426 (100 amino acids)
Source: RefSeq, a predicted model, not a curated record